Messenger RNA from Dentiscutata erythropus, 345 nucleotides. NCBI's taxonomy places the organism in Eukaryota, Fungi, Glomeromycota, Glomeromycetes, Diversisporales, Gigasporaceae. The record is from the annotation of a GenBank genome assembly.
AUGCCUACUAUUGCACCUAAUGCAUCAGCUCAAUAUCAAGCUUUGGAAUUAAUUCAAGAGGCAAAAUCUAAAAUAAGUGAAUCAUACAAAAAAAAUACAAAUCAGAUCUUUGCACAACCUUCCAUUAAAUCUACAACUGAUACUCAUCUAAUUUUUCUUUCAAGCUCUACAGUGACAUAUUUGUCUGCAGAAGAAGUUAAUGCAUUAUUAGAUUCUCUUAAUGCCCAAAAAAUUGAAUUAAGUAAUGUAGCUAUUUUGGAAGACUUCACCAUUUUAUCUUCUAUUGGUCUUUCACAUAAAUUCGACCCUUCUAAUUUACUGGAGGCACUUUCUGAUACCAAAUAA